Molecule: messenger RNA, 1450 nt
Organism: Acaulospora colombiana
Lineage: Eukaryota; Fungi; Glomeromycota; Glomeromycetes; Diversisporales; Acaulosporaceae
Source: the annotation of a GenBank genome assembly
AUGCCCGAGGCGUUGAUGCUUAAGGCAGGGCAAGAGAAGUGCCACUUCCUUGGAAUUUUAGCUGUCGAUGACGUGUAUCGAUUUAAGAGGGUACUGUGUUCGAGCGCCCAAAACUUGAAUAUGGAUGGUGGUUCCAUCAUGUCUCAACUACCAGUUGAGAUUUGGAUCCUAAUCUUCCGCUAUGCCUGCGCCACCCCAUUCGCGCCUUUCACCGAUGAGGCACAUAAUCAUUUGAGCCCAUCGAUAGUGGACAACUUCGAGCUAUUUACGGUCGUAACCCACCCCUUCGAAACAUAUCACGAGUCGGACAACCUUUUCAAGACACUACGGCUCGUGUGCCGGGACUGGGCGUCUCUCGUAGAUUCACUCUCGAUCCGAUAUCUCUUCAUCGUCAUGGAGGACUUUUCAUUCCCUCACUUCAGUGCGAGUAAACUAAUGUCAGUUGAAAGGCUACAUAUAUUGCGACAUUGGGGUGAAGAAUACUGCUUCUGUUCAAGCUGGGUGAAGUGCACUGAUGACAGCUGCCGAUCACUCUAUGACCCAACGGAUCCUUGGGAAGACAGUUGCUGGAAAUUCAAUAAUAAACAGCUAAAACAGAUGUUACGAAAUGUUAAAAUCCUCUUCCUUCGCGACCGGGCAAGUCGAUACGAACGAGUCCUCCAAGCCACUUCAAACAUUCGAGCACUAUACUGGGACUCGCACCCACAUGACCCUGAUCUAUUCUAUUCAUUCGAAUUCACGCAUCUUACACAUCUUGAGCUACGUAAUCUCCGCUGCGCCCAGUUUCUAGAAGGCUACAUCAAUGGGUCCCUCAGUCUACCAUCCGUCCUCUAUCUCAGUCUCCAUUUUGUACUAGGAUUUUCUUCCGACGAUUGGGUUCUAUUAACGAAUGUUAACAAAUCCACAGCAUUUCCUCGUCUAAAGUCCCUCGAGACUACUGGUGACAUCGAAUCCGAAUUUCAAGAGGCGAUGAACAAUUUUCUUCGAGCUUCAGGUCGAACAGUAACGGAAUUCGUCGAGCAUUCCGUUCCUCCAAACUCUUAUCGUGUCUCAAGAACCAUGGAGCACGUCUUCCCAUCCUUGUCCUCUUACUUCCCCAAUCUACGACUAUACGGGAUAAAUCUUGGUGAUCUUCUCUACGAUUCUGACCAUGCACCAGACAUCGCUAUCACUCCCUUCUCACCGAAAGGAGCUUCAUUCACCCUUCUGCUCUACAAUUUCAUUUCAUCCUUCUUUUCCAGGCCGGAAUCAGCAAUCACCUCAUUAUUCAUUAUCAAAGGGCAAUGGAAAGUUACACGUAUUAUGAUGUAUAACAGCUGGGAAGACUUAGAGUCUACCUUAAUGAACUAUUCGGCAGAUAUUCUUCCGAACGUCCUAUCCUGGAUCCAGACAUUUCUCCAAGGUCUGGCUGGAUCUGUCGAAUUCUGCGACCGAGAGGAGGUUUCGCUGC